AUGAUGUUAAAUAUGGACGAUCGAUCCGUGUUAGCCACUCCUGAAAACAGCGACGAGGAGAGUGGAGAUGCUUUUACAGAUGGUGAUUUUGGUGAUUCUGAGGAAGAAACUGUGGUAGAGCGUAAUUUAGUAAAAACAACACAUAUGCCUAUCAAUGAAAGUAUCAAUUCCGAAAUUAAACUGAAUAGUGAUAUUGAUAGUGAUAUCAAUGAAAGUGCUAAUUCUGAAAUUAAAGUGAACAGUGAUAUUGAUCGUACUGAUGACAGUUUAGACCAAACUAAUGGUGUUCAGGAGAAAUUUACUGACGAGAAGGAAGAAAAUAUGCAUUUUAGUGACUUUACUAACGGUGACAGCCCAUCGGAUUUACGAAGAGAUUCGCAAAGUGACGGCUCCAUCGUUGGAAUUCUCGGCGAUCAGCAUAGUCACGCAGAACAACGACUAGCGGCGCGUCGUGCUGCGCGGGCGGAGGCGCGCGAAAUCCGCAUGCGCGAGUUGGAACGACAGCAGCGCGAGCAAGAGGACCAUGCUGAUAAGGCGUAUGAUAUGUACGGUAAAGAAAAGACGGUGGGAAGGCGGACAGGCAGUCGGUUAGCCGUGUUGAGCCCCAGCGCGCUACACUCGCCGCGGCGCAGUUCAGAGGAUUCUGAUGAUGUGCUCAGCAUCAAGGACCUUAGGCAUGAACUAAAAGAAGUGGAGGAGAAGUUCCGCAAAGCCAUGAUCCUCAACGCCCAGCUGGACAACGACAAAGCGGCGCUCGGCUACCAGCUCGAGUUGCUCAAGGACAGGAUAGAAGAGUUGCAAGAGGAGUAUGCGCAGUUACAGCGCGAGCACAAAGAGAAGUGUUCAACGCACGAGCGGCUGAAGCGCGAGCACGCGUCGCUGGAGCGCGAGGUGGGCGUGGCGCGGGACGCCGUGCGCGCGCGCGACGCGGCGGCGGCGGCGGCCGGCCGCGCCUUCGUGGAGGCGGCGGCGGCGCCCGACGCGCCCGCCGGCGCCGCCUGCGGCCGCGUGCCGCCGCUCGCGCUCGUCACGCACGAGAGCGAGCGCCUGCUCGACGACGCCGGCGAGGGCACGCUGGACGUGCGGCUGGAGCGGCUGGCGGGCGCGAAGGCGGCGCUCGAGGGGGAGGUGCGCAAGCUGAAGCUGCAGCUGAACGAGGAGCGCGCCGCGCGGCACAACGGCGUGGCGCACCUGCACCAGGACGUCGAGGCCGAGCUGGAGACGCUCCGCAAGUCGGCGUCGGAGGCGAAGGCGCGGGCGGCGCGCGCGGAGGCGGAGGCGGCGCUGCAGGCGGCGGCGGCGGCGCGCCUGGAGGCGCAGGUGGCGCGGCUGCGCGCGCGGCAGGACCACCAGGACGAGCACGAGGAGGCGCUCAAGCAGGAGCGCCGCCGGCUGCAGCGGGAGGCGAGAGAAGCGCUCAAUCGAGUGGAAGAAUUAGAAACCGAAAAUAGCCAUCUUACAAAACGUCUAGACAAAUUGAAAAAUGCCAAGUCCGCGCUAUUAAAAGACCUG
Messenger RNA from Brenthis ino (lesser marbled fritillary), 1512 nucleotides. NCBI's taxonomy places the organism in Eukaryota, Metazoa, Arthropoda, Insecta, Lepidoptera, Nymphalidae. The record is from the annotation of a GenBank genome assembly.